AUGGCGCAGUUUGGUGGAAGCACGGAGCUGUCGCUGGUGGAGAGCUUCGUGUCGCGGCAUCUGGUGCGCCGGGCGCUCCAGCAUCACUCCCUGCCCUCCACCCAAGUCGCUGCCAAUGUCGGGGAUGAGGUGGAGCGGGUGAUGAGAGAGCUCGUGGGCGUGAUUGCCCGUCUCGCUGUGGGCAAUGCACGACAGAGGUCAACCAGCGGCCUGCCCUUUCCUGUGAGCAUCAGCGAGGAGGACGUCUGGCAGGCCGUCCAUCGCCUCGGGCUUGACGACCACUUGGCCCUGCCGUCGCCCAUUCCCCUCACCCGAGGGUCGACGUUCAGC
Molecule: messenger RNA, 330 nt
Organism: Acanthamoeba castellanii str. Neff
Lineage: Eukaryota; Discosea; Longamoebia; Acanthamoebidae
Exons: 3
Source: RefSeq, a predicted model, not a curated record